Molecule: messenger RNA, 2326 nt
Organism: Lontra canadensis (Northern American river otter)
Lineage: Eukaryota; Metazoa; Chordata; Mammalia; Carnivora; Mustelidae
Product: basic proline-rich protein-like
Exons: 5
Coding region: 1-2016 (671 amino acids)
Source: RefSeq, a predicted model, not a curated record
AUGACACAGUUUGCAAGAGCAGUUCGUGGCAGCCCUCCUAGAGGAAGCCCUUGUCCCAAGUCGGGAGGAAAAGAAACCGUGUUUGAACCCCUGGGCGAGGACCGCCGCUUCGGAGACCGGGAGUCGGAGGCGUCAGGAGAGGGGAGCGCGACCCCUCGGCGCCGAGCCCGGGGCGCCCCCGCCUCCCCCGGGCCAGCGGUCAGCAGCCCGAGCCCGAGCCCCCGGCCAGCCCCGGCCAGCCCCGUCCGCGGGGAGCGCCCUCUUCGCUGUGCCCUCGGCGAGCAGCCGCCCGGCCGCCUCCGGAUCCCAGAAGCGGCGGCCGAUCAGCUGAGACCGGCCGGCCCGAGGCUCCCCGCGCCGCUCCGGCCCCCCGGAACGCGGGCCCCGGCCCCGGGGGGCGGAGAGGGCGGGAGCGGCGCGGCGCGCCGGGCUGGGGGCCCGGACUCCCCUCGCGUCUCCCCCUCAGCCCGGGCUCCGCGCUGCGGGACGAGCCCCCGGCUACUCCCCAGUCGCAGAGGAGGGAUUCCGGGGGAUGGGCCCCCUGGCGUUGCCCCUCCUCCCGGAGCGCCCCCUGCCCAGGAUAGACGGAGCGGCGACAGGCCCAGCCGCUGGGAAGGUGCUCUGCGAGCCGCAGCCGCCGCCGCCGCCGCCGCUGCCGCCGGGGAGGGGUGUUGUUUCCCUCACACAGGAGGAGCCGCUGAAGCAGCCGCCGCCAUUUUGAACCCGUCAGACUCUCACAUACACACAGCUCUCCGCGGUGCACUGCGCAGGCGCCGCCCCCCCACCCCUCCUCCGGCUCGCCUCCGCCCACCCCCCCUUCAAGCCUCCCUUCGUUUCUUACCGCUCUCUCGAGCGCACGUGAACGCGCACGCGUCACUCCCCUCUAACGCGGACACUCCGCGGCGCGCGCACGCGCGGAUGCGUCGGCCUCGAAUCGCCCGCGCCCGGCGACGCCGACGCGGCUCCCCGCCCCCCUUCGCGUCAGCCUGCCCGCCCUCCCGCCGGCCCACCGCCCCCGCUCCCCACAGGGCCUUCUUCCUGGGCUCGGGCCCGACCCGCUGCUCGCGCCUGCGCGCAGACCAGGAUCCUCCUCCGCGCGCCCUCCCCUCCCACACGCCCUCGCACGAACACACACACACUUUGCCUCUGCCGGGUGGCCUGGGCCAGAGCAGCCGUUGCCCGCCUGAAAGCCGGGUCUCCCGGGGUCAGGCUGCUGGGCCGGGCCGGUCCGAGCUCGGCGCCGUGUUCGGGCCUGCCCAGGGCGAGGGGGCGCCCCGGCGAGGGGGCGCCCCUUCCCCCGGUUGCCCUCCCCUCGCCCUCCGGCCGCUGGGCCGAGGGCGGCCUGCCCGCCAUCCCCGGGCAGGCCCCAGCGCCCCCCCGCCGCGGGGCCCGUUCGCCCACGGCUCGGGGGGCUCCUCGGUGCAGCGGCUCGGCCCCGCCUCACCCACUCCUCGCCGCUCCGAAGGGGCAGGAAACGGGAGUAGCAUGUCUGUCCUGGGCUCGGCUCCCCCGGGGGAGCUCCGGGCGCUUGACAAGGGCGUCCACAGGUACCAGGCGCGGGAGUGGUCUCCGCGACGGCCCGGGGGCGGCGGCGGCCGGCGCGCCCACUGCGGGCCCGAGGCGCCUGGGGAGGUUGGCCCCGCAAGCCCCCGCUCCUCGGCCACGCUCAGGUUUCCGCAGCGCCGGUGCCCCCGGCGCCCCGGGUGGGACGUGACCCCGCCCCCGGCGAGUCGGGGCGCCCUCCACGGAGGGGUGCGCGGAUCGCCCCUCGUCCCUGGGCCGACCCCGCCGCCCCGGGCCACGGCGGGCGCGGGAGGCCCGGCUGGGAAGAUGUCUCCUCUCGGUGCGCGCAGCUUCGCGCGAGGGUCAGCGACGGGGCAGCGGCCGCCCGAGCCGCGCCUGCCCUGCCCACGAACGGGCUCCCGCGGCUCGACAGCUGCCCGACGGGCUAGCAGGCUGGGGACGUCGACGGAGCUCGGCCAGAGGAAGACCAAUGGGGAAAGACAAUUGAAAUAAAGAUCGCUUCUGUUUCUAUCACAGCUCUGGGUUUGAACUCUGGGCAUCCUUGGGAGUCAAGCUAAUGCGCCUGGUAGUAUUGUACUCAUUUUAAAGAUAGACAACCGAAGUACAGAAAGGUUAAACAGCUUGCCUAAUUACUCGAACAGAGAGGAGUCCAGCGGUCUUCGAGAGCUGACUGCAACAUCUCCCAACAACAAAACCAGGUUCGUUAGUGCACUUGUGGUGAUGAGCCCCGUGGGAUGUGUGAAACCCCACAAUCCCUGUGCCAUACUCCUGAAACUAAUCUACACCGUAUGUUAACUAGAAU